Molecule: messenger RNA, 3321 nt
Organism: Tetrahymena thermophila SB210
Lineage: Eukaryota; Ciliophora; Oligohymenophorea; Hymenostomatida; Tetrahymenidae
Product: kelch motif protein
Exons: 2
Molecular function (GO): protein binding
Source: RefSeq, a predicted model, not a curated record
AUGGCUAGCAAUAGUGUAAAUAACCUUAAUAAUACAAAAAGUGUAGCAUUUUAACAAGAUUAAAAGUCCGAAAAUAAAGAUGGACAAUAAAAAAAUUUAGGAAAUAGGGAAAGAGAUUUAAGUAACUACAAAAAUAAGUCUUAAAUUUCAUCAAGUCCUUUAAUAGGAAGUGGUAAAUUGACUCUAAAGAAAAAAGGUUAGUUAAAUUAGUUGAUUAAACCUUUUUAAAAUCACCAAAAUGAACCAGAUCUCAAGAGCUCUUAAGGGUUUUAUAUGAAUGAAGACUUAAUCAUAUAUCCUCGUCAUCAAAUGAGUCAUAAUCACAAUUCUUCUUCGAUAAACGUGAGUGGGGUAAAAGUUUCAUCAUCUUCAAGUUUAUAAUAAUUUGGCUCUUCAACUUAUUUGAAUUCUAAUCCUAAAUAUCACUCAUCACACGAUAUUAAGUUAGGUAUAGAGAUGAUUGGACAUAGAGGAGCAAAUACAUCACAUUUAAGUGGAAGAGAGAACGCCUACUAAUCUAAUCCAAAUUUUUUUUCUACUUUAACAUCUACUAAUAAGAAGUGGUCUUAAGAGUAAGUAUACACAACAUUCUACAAAAAGCGUGAUAAUAAUGAAGUUAUUCUCAUCCCUGAAAAAUUUUGGGAAUAAGAUAAGAGUUUUGUUCCCUUUAAAAAAAUUUGGGCUGACCAUGAAUAAAUAAAUUCAUAAAUGGUUACCCAGUUUAUAUAAAAGAAGUAACAGCUUUAACAAGAUGACCACAAAAAUACAAGUAAUAAAGAAUAAGAAGAUCUAAGUUAGGAUUAUGAACAUCUUGGAAUUCAUGAAAGUAAAAAGAAAACAAAUAAAAAUAUCAGAGGAUCUUCUUUAGAUGCGCCACAAAAGUUGCAUUUAACAAAUAAAUAAAUAAACUCAAAUAAUAUCUAAAAGCAAUCAAAAAAUUAAAAUAAACAUGAAAUCGAAAGUGUUUUUAAAACUCAUUUUUAAUCAAAACAACUGAACGGAUUUGAUAAAACUAAACUUGUUAAUAAUCUCCAUUUAAAAAUAGUGUCCAACUAAACAGGAAUUAAUAAAGAGGAAUUUCAUGAAAGCAAUACUGAUAAAAGUGGAAGAGGAGUUGGGAGUCUUUCAGUGUUAGAUGAUAACAUUAACCAUAAAAAAAAUGGGUUUCUUCCUAAGAUGGGAAAUAAACAUAUGUAGAAUAGCUCUAUGAUGGACCUGACUAUGAAAGAUGAAAUAGAAUUGCAAUUAAAUUAAAACAGAUAUUCACAAAAUGUUUAUGAUGCUAAGAUAUUCUAAAUAGAGUAGUAAGUUUAUAAUGAUGCAUACGAAAAAAUAUAAACAAAUUAGUAGCAGAUAGAUAAAAUAUCUAAAAAAACUCGUGUUUACAAUAAGCAUAAUAUAGUAGAGUCAUUAGAUACUUAGUAAGUAGUGUAAGAUAAAAAAAACACAGCAAUAAACAAUGAAAGAGAGUUCGCAAUUUAGCGUCCUUCUAUUAUUUGCUGUUGGAUAGAUAACGAUUAAGAUACGUGGAAACCGUAGCCUAGGAUAGGAGCAACUUUAAAUAUAGCAGGCUAUGAUGGUAAAAGAGAGAUGAUAUUAAUUGGCGGAAUAUCUUCUGACAUGGUAAAAGAUGUCUUGGUUAUUGAUGCUGAAAGCUAUUUAUAUGAUACUCUAAAACAUAUCUAAGAAUUGAAAAGGUAAGAGUAAGAAGACUACAAGGAAGAAAUUAAUAAAAGAAAAAUGAAUAAAGAAAGAAGGAUUAGCAAAAUUAGUAAAAGAAACUCUUUAAUCUACAAUUUGCAAUUAAAUGGAUAAAAUUAGGGAAGUAGCACUCCUAGUUUAAAGAAGCAAAAAGAAAACUCAGUAGAAAAAACAGAGAAGGAAAAAUAGCAAGACUAUGAAGAUUUAUUUAACAAAUACUUGUAUGGAAAAGAUAACUUUUCAUAAAGGUAUAAUCAUACAACAGUAGAAAUAUAUCGAAGGACUAAGCUUUUAAUAUUUGGUGGAGAAAUUUUGAGUAAUGACCCAAGUCAUCAAGCUGGGCAAUAAAGGUAAAAGCUACGUCCUCAUCACAGAAAUUGCUUAAAUGAUUUAAUAUCGUUCGAUAUGUCAACAUAUGAAUGGAGAGCUCACAUAGGAAGAGGUGAAAUAAUAGAGGCUAGAAGAAAUCACACUUCCACGAUGGUUGGCUAAAAACAUAUGGUAGUUAUAGGAGGAUUAAACUCUGAAGGGAGAGCUUUAGAGGAUUUUUAUGUGUUAGACAUAAACACUUUUAGAUGGAUAAAUAUACAUGUAGUUCAUAAUAAAUACGUACAUCCAUUUACUUAAGGAAUUGCUUACCAUGCAUGCUGCUUUGUAUCAGAAGAUGAAAAUUCUAGCUCUAUAAAUAUACUUGGUAACGGAUAUUAUAAUCUUCUCAAUCAAAAUGGCAACUCUCACAAAGAAAAAAAGUUUACAAACAACAAUGCUGUGCCAUCUUUUAUUAAAGAAGAAGGAUUAUAUCUUUUUGGUGGUGUAGAUUCAACUAAUAACUAUAUCAAAAAUAAAAUGUUUGUAUUAAAGCAGAAUGGAAAUCCUCCUGUUUGGAUAGAACUAAACACAAUAGGUAAAUCUCCAGACAGAAGGUGCGGACAUUCAUUGAACUACAUGUAUAAUAUGUCGAUUGUUGUCAUAUAUGGAGGAAAAUUUGAAAGUCAGAACUACACAAAAUAUUAUGAUGACUUGCAUGUAUUAAACUUAAAGAAUUUAGAGUGGAUUCAAGUCAAUUUAGAAGGAAAUAGGAAGCAGCCUCGUGCUAUGCAUAGCACAUGCAUCAACCAUAAAUAGUUAAUUGUUUUUGGAGGACUUAAUGAUAAAGGUUUCUUAAAAGGAAAUAUCGAAAUUGUGGAAUUUGAUCAAAUGAUAGUAUUUAAAUUAAAAAGAUAGUAAAAUUAUAGUUUAAGCUAUCACUAAGAAUUAACUUCAAAGCAACAGAUUAAAAUGGAGGACCCAUUACUACUAGAGCUCAUGUAAAAAGGAGACUAAAAAGAAAGUAAUUAACAAUCUACUCAAUAGCCUAAUAAUGCCUUAAGUAUGUAAAAAAUGAAAGAUAGAGUAUUCUUAAUAGACCCAGAAUAAGAACGUAUUAUUAAAAAAAACUUAGAUGAAUUAAGAAAUGCACCUCAUACAGAUUAGCCUGAAGAAAAGUGGAAGCCUCCAUAAAAAUCUCAAAGCACAAAUAAUCUGCAAGUCAAUAGAUUCUAGUCUCAUAUUCCUCUACAAGCUCCUUAAAAAACAUAUUUACCUCUUCCAUUAUCAAUUUUGAAAAAAAAAGAUGGAUGA